CUACACAACAGAGAUAUAUCACUUCACUAAAAUAUUUUCAAAGUUCUCAAUUGAACCUGUUUCAUCCAGGCAUGGAGAACUCUGAUAGAAGAUUGUUUUUUUCUUUUAUGAAAAUGAUUUUCAUUCUUUGCUUGUUAUUAUGUUUCACAUCAAGUGUUGAAUCUUUAAACAAAAAAGUCUCUGGCUUUUAUGUAUUUGGAGAUUCCACAGUAGACCCUGGAAAUAAUAACUAUAUAAAUACACCUUUCAGAAGCAACUUUCCACCAUAUGGAAGAGAUUUUACAAAUCAUGUUCCUACUGGAAGAUUCUCUAAUGGAAAGCUAUCCACUGAUUUCAUUGCUGCUUAUGUAGGUGUGAAAAAAGAGCUUCUUCCAGCUUAUUUGGAUCCAAAUUAUAGGAACAAUGUUGAAGAGCUUAUGACAGGAGUUAGUUUUGCUUCUGCUGGUUCUGGAUAUGAUCCACUUACACCAACCAUCUCUAAUGUAAUUCCAAUACCAACUCAGGUGGAAUAUUUCAGAGAAUGCAAAAAGAAGAUGGAAGCUGUGAUUGGCAAACAAAGUACUGAAAAUCAUAUGAAGAAUGCAGUAUUUUUCAUGAGUGCUGGUACAAAUGACUUUGCUCUUAAUUAUUUUACUCUGCCAAUAAGAAGACAGAGCUAUACUACUAUAUUAGCCUACCAGCAGUUCUUGAUCCAACAUAUCAAACAAUUUUUACAGGAUUUGUUGGCAGAAGGAGCUAAAAAAAUUGCAAUAGCUGGAGUACCUCCAAUGGGAUGUCUACCAAUGAUGAUCACCAUGCAUUCCCCUAAUGCCUUUUUGCAACGUGAUUGUAUAGAAAAAUAUUCAUCCAUAGGUAGAGAUUUCAAUCAGCUCCUUCAACAUGAAUUACACCUAAUGCAAUUGCAGCUCAAUUUAUCUAGUCCAGAUGCUAAGAUCUAUUACAUUGACAUAUAUGGACCCAUAGCCAAUAUGAUCCAAGCCCAUCAAAGAUAUGGAUUUGAAGGUAUUAAUAGUGGAUGUUGUGGAAGUGGAUACAUUGAAGCAUCAAUUUUGUGCAAUAAGGCUUCAAGUGUGUGCCCUGACCCAUUUAAGUAUAUAUUUUGGGAUUCAAUUCAUCCAACAGAGAAGGCAUAUCACAACCUCUUCUUGACUUUCCAACCAACCAUUGAUUUCAUUGUUAACAACUAGGUUAAGUUCCUAGAAUAUGUUUGACCUCUUUUUCUUCUUAUCGGUUAUGGCCUCCCAAACUUAACCAUUUUUUUUUCUUUUCUUCUUUUUCUUACAAAAGAAAGUAAUAUUGUAAGUGCAUGUGUAUGUGUGACAUACGAAAUAAAUUGUGGGCAAUAUAUUAUGUAUAUCAACGUAGAUGAUUGUAUUAGAAUUAAUUUAAUUGGGAUUAUAAAAUAACAAAAAUUUAUAUUAGCAGUUUAA
Molecule: messenger RNA, 1430 nt
Organism: Cicer arietinum (chickpea)
Lineage: Eukaryota; Viridiplantae; Streptophyta; Magnoliopsida; Fabales; Fabaceae
Product: GDSL esterase/lipase At5g45960
Molecular function (GO): hydrolase activity, acting on ester bonds
Source: RefSeq, a predicted model, not a curated record